AUGGGUGCCAUCUCUUGUGAACAAGAAUCUCGGGUUUCUUCAAGAAACAUCGUAGAAUUUCAACAAAAUCAAGAAAAUGAUCAAACCCAAAACCUAGAAUCUCUUGAUGAUGAUGUUUUGUAUCAAGAGACUGAACAAGUGUGGCAAAACCUGAGCCAAAAUAACACCUGUACCAAAAACUUCAACAAGAGUUCUCUUGGGAAGAUCCAGAGAAAAAAGAGUCAAGUGUUGUUUGAAGGGUAUGUGGAAGGAAGCAGUAACAGUAGCGAAGAUGAGUUGAAGAACACAAAGAGUUUGACAGAUGAAGAUCUGGAUGAGUUAAAAGGGUGCUUGGAUCUUGGGUUUGGUUUUAGUUAUGAUGAGAUCCCUGAACUUUGUAAUACUUUGCCAGCCCUUGAACUUUGUUAUUCAAUGAGUCAGAAGUUUCUUGAUGAGCACCAGAAAUCUCCUGAGAGAAGUUCUCCUGCAGCGGCUGAGGCUGCGAGUUCUAGUCCUAUUGCUAAUUGGAAGAUCUCUAGUCCUGGUGACCAUCCUGAAGAUGUUAAAGCAAGACUCAAAUAUUGGGCACAGGCUGUGGCAUGUACAGUACGAUUAUGCAGCUGA
Molecule: messenger RNA, 603 nt
Organism: Dovyalis caffra
Lineage: Eukaryota; Viridiplantae; Streptophyta; Magnoliopsida; Malpighiales; Salicaceae
Source: the annotation of a GenBank genome assembly